Molecule: messenger RNA, 634 nt
Organism: Pocillopora verrucosa
Lineage: Eukaryota; Metazoa; Cnidaria; Anthozoa; Scleractinia; Pocilloporidae
Source: RefSeq, a predicted model, not a curated record
CACGUUGUCUUUGUAACGCCCGUGAUCCUCCCAUCUAUAUCGAUCAUUACAAGCGUAAAAACUGACAGUGAUGGUAAAGUAUUCCGUCUUCCCUCUUUUUUUCCUUACCCUAAUGUUUAUUGGGGUUUUGCUUGCUUCAAAUGGUUGCAAGUUUCCCGGUGAACUGGAGAAUGAGCACAAAAGCCUAAAAGACAAGUUUAUGGAGCUAAAGGGUGACUUGGAGGACACCCGUUCGGCAAUAAGGGCAAAGGAAGAGAAAAACCAGUUGACGAAAGAAGUACUUCUGGAAAAGAUGCAGACAAUUCUCAACGAAAUUACAGCCUUGGAAAAUGAUAUCCUACUGUUCAUGGAUAAACUGGAUAAUUUCUGUGAUAGCUGCCCAACGGACCGUUGCCAAUUUAUUUCAGGUCGAAAUAGCAACCGACUGGAGCGGUUGAAGAAAGUUGGUGGCAUGAUGAAGGAGCGAUACGAUAAAAUUGAAGCCGAGGAACCUGCUAAGGCGUUAUUGACCGCAAGGCAUUAUACAGGUGGAAAAGACUAUCUUGGUGCUCUUGGAUGAAUAAAACAAAUGAUAUCUUUGGAUCUGAUGGCACUUUUGCUUCUUAGCUGUGUGCUACGUUUUUGCUUCAUGAUC